AUGAACAUCAACCCCAGCUACGACGACAUCACCGCUGCCGAGUCUCUGCUCUUCCUUUCAGGUGCUACAGGGAACGCUCCAGCCCCAGAGCAAUUGAGUCACGUCCGUCACCAUGUACAGGACGCUGCUCAGAGACACGCGGUGAUCGUUCCCGUUCCCCAUGCACACCGCAGUGAGAAGACCCCGGCUCCAGCACGGUUUCUUCCCCAGCCCAUCAACAGCCUGCCCCUGGGAACCCAAGAGCGCGUUAACAGCUCUCAACCUCCACCUGAUUACGUGCAACAGGAAAGACGUCCCGCAAGGCUAGUUCAACGGCCCCAGCCCAUCACCACAAAUCUGAGUCCUGAGCAAGCACUCCAGGCCUACCUCAUCCGCCAGCAGCUCAUUGCCGGCAUCCAGCCUCAGAAUGUCAUGCCCAUGCGUCAAUCCAACAACAACACGGGGGAGAAGCCACCGGCUGUGAUACAGAUCUCCAACGAGGGCGUAACUGUGCCUAAGAUCCCUCCUGCACAGUUCACCGGUGGGUUUCAUCCGCUUCCCAGACACCAGAUGCAGUACAUGCCUCCUCCCAAUGCCAGUAUCAUGGAAACAAGACCACCAUCUACCACGGAGGUCAUGGCUCAAGAAACCACUACCAUGCCAGCAAGACCAGUCACCACCGCGCUGAGCACAACCGCCAUACCUCAGCAGUCACCAACCAUCAACCACCUUGCUACAAACCACUGGAAUCCUGCAUUCACCAUGCUUAUACCUCCUCGGCCCCUAACCCCCCACAGCGAACGCGAGGAAGAAUUCGACCUCCUCCAAGCCUUCACCUACUUCCCACACCUGGCCGUCCUCCUCACCAGCUACCUCUCCAUCGACGACCUAGUGACCCUCGGCUCGACCUCCAAAACCUUCCACUACUUCCUCAGCGCCCACAUCAGCGGCGUCAUCCAAGCCCACAUCACCCACCACCCCUCCGCCGCCAACACCUUCCCAUUCCACUGCUAUCCCAAGCUCUGCACCCACCCCGGCCACUGGCACCAACACCCCCCAUCCCCAUCGCCUACCCCCGGCCCCAACACACCAACCCACCCCCACCCCCACCCCCAAACCCCCCUAACCAACCUCCUCCCCUCCCUCCCCUGGCUCCGCCUGCUCACCCACCGCGACCACACCACCAAAGAAAUUCUCCACCUCCUGCUCACCACCGGCUACGCCCUCCCCCCCCUGGCGACCCUCACCCUCCACAAAUUCUGGUUCCUAAUGGACAUUCCCGACAACGCGCGUCGUGAAUGGACCAUCCGCAACCCCCGCAUCUGGCAAGACGGCGACAUCUUCCUCGCUGUCCUCUUCCUAGUCCAACUGGACAUGUAUCUCCGCGAACAACGCGACCAGAAAAGCAACUCCAUUCGCCGACUCAUCAUGGCGCAGCCAACCCUCACCUUCCUGAGAGAUUAUAUGCGUGGUUGGGUACUGCAGUCGAAUAUCGAUAUGUUGGCCGCGUUUGUGCGUUGGAGGUAUCUCCCCGGUGCGGGGGAAGAGGGGAUUCAGAUUUUUGGGGUCCCGGGGCGUUUGGCGGGGGGGUUGCAGUUUGAGGGGUAUGGGAGGGGGGUUAGAGGGGUGGGAGGGGUGGGAGGGGUUGGGAUGGAGAAAAGGGUCAAGUUGGUGAGGCCGGAUGAGUUGGUUCUGAGGGAGAUGGCGAGACGGGGUCUCAGGAUGCAGGACAUGUAUCGGGAUUUGUUUCUGUUGGCGCAGGGCGCGAAGUAUUUUCCGGUCGAGAGGCUCGGGGUGUCGUGGGUGAAGGAGAUGAUGGCGGCCGCCGAGGGGUUGGGAUGGGAUUGGAUGGAUGCGGUGAGGCUGGAUUGAAUGUUUUUGUUGCUGUUGUUGUUCUUGCUGUUGUUGAUGGUGUUUGGUUUGGGGAAUUUGGUUUGAAGGGAGUUUACUGAAGUGGUGUAAUGGGUGUCGUCGUGGUUGCGAUGGUAAUGAAGGAAAGGCCAGGUGUGGAAAAAGGCGUACUUUAUUUGGAUUCGGUGGUAAUGGCUCAUACUGGUUGUAAUUUAAAGAAGUAUUUGAUCAUGGUGUCUAUAACAAUGAUGACGGAUUAC
Molecule: messenger RNA, 2090 nt
Organism: Aspergillus ibericus CBS 121593
Lineage: Eukaryota; Fungi; Ascomycota; Eurotiomycetes; Eurotiales; Aspergillaceae
Exons: 1
Coding region: 1-1851 (616 amino acids)
Source: RefSeq, a predicted model, not a curated record